Molecule: messenger RNA, 2709 nt
Organism: Paramecium pentaurelia
Lineage: Eukaryota; Ciliophora; Oligohymenophorea; Peniculida; Parameciidae
Source: the annotation of a GenBank genome assembly
AUGUUUUAAUCAAGUCAUGAAUUAUUAAACCAAUAUAUUAAACAAUCACUUCAAGGACAGGAUAUUAAAAACAUUAAAUCAAUCUUUUGUUUUUUAGAAAAAAUAGAUAAUCUAAUAAUAAAAGAAUCAAUUAAAAAUAUUAGAAACCAAGAAGAAUUUAUUAGUUUAAAAGUGCUUUUUGAUCAUAAAAUAAUUUUAAUUACUUUUUUGUUUAUCAAGAACAACAAUACUGAAGAAAUAUUUGAACUUAUUCCUUAUCUUAAUACAUUGAAUCUCUAAUAUAGUUAAACUAUUGUUUCAAUUUUAGAUGGUUCAUUAGGAAUAAUAAUUGAAGAAGGUAGUUUUAUUUCAUUAAAUUAAAUGAUUAAUAUUAAUCAAAUGAAUUAUGAAAAAAUUAAAUAAUUAGCUUAUGAUUUAGUAGAAUAAUUAGCUAUUUUACAUUAAUAAAAUAUAUGCUUAUUCAAUUUUACUUUAAAUGAUGUUUAUUUAAAUUUAGAAUCAAACAAGUUUUUAAUUAAAUUUUGUUCUGAUUUAUUAAGAGUUUAAUCUGAUUAAUUCAUAUUUAAUUAUUAACAAAAUGUUUACAUGGAUCACAAUUUUCCUAUACCUGAAUUAAUAUAAUUAGAUCAUUAAGCAAAAUAAUAUAAAAUUUUAAAUCCUUUUUUGAUUGAUACUUGGAACUUAGGAGUUUUAAUUCUAAAUACUUUUAUGAAAAUAAAUUAAGAAACAUCUACUGAUUUAAAAUAUUUAUUAGAAAAAUAUUUCUUAAAUGUUUGUGGAAUUGAUUACAUUUUAAUGGGUGGAAUUUAUUAUAAAAAUUAAAAUGAUUUAUAUUUUCUUCUAUAAGAAACAAAUAGAUGUUCAAUAUUUUAAUUCAUACAAUUAAUUAAUUGUUCAAAAUUAUUAAAAUUAUGUGAAACUAAUCUUGAUGGUUCUGAUGAAUUUACUAAUUUGGCUAACUGUUGUGAAACAAUAAAGAAAUAAUAUUUAAAAAGUAAAAAAUUAAAAAUAAAAUCUAUAAAUAAUCAUAUGAUUAAUUUAGAAUUUAUGGAAGAUUUAAAUUAAAAUUAAUUAUCUAUUCAUAAUUAAAUCCAAUUAACUCUUGGAUAAUUAUUAAUUAAUUCUUAAAUCAUAAGAAUUAUUCCUCAAUUUUAGAUAUUUCAUAAUACAAAUAAAUUAAUUCUAGAUUCAAACCUAACCAAUGAAAAAUUAAUAUAGAUAAUCAUGACAUUUUAAGAUUUAUAAAUAUAUUCUAUUGACACAGAAUCUCUACUCUUAUUUCUUUAAUAUCAAAAUAUUAACUUUAAGAAAAUUCUUAAGUUAUAAAAAUAAUUCUAAUUUGAAAUACAUAAUUUCAUAUUUUAUGAUAAUCCAAAUAACCAAAAUUUAUUGGAUGAAUUACUUAAUCUAUUCAAUAAUUUCAACUUAAAUCGUCUCGAGAUUAGAUAAGAUUAAAUUAUAUUUAAUUAGAAUGAAUAAUUUGCUUAAAAUAUUUUUAAUAAAAUAAAUUUGAAUCAAAUCAGAGUUCUAAUUUUGAGUAAUACAUAUAUAACUGAUCUAACCUUACCAAUUAUAUCAACAUUUUCUUCAUUAUCAAACCUUAACUUAUCAAAAUGUUAAUGUUUAACUACUCAAGGACUUUGUGGAUUUUUCAAAUAGUCUUAAUUUUGUAAUCUUGUUACUUUAGAUAUAAGUAAAACUAAAUCUAAUGAAACAGUUUUUGAUGCUGUAUGGAAAAACAAAUCUUUUAUUGCUUUAACUAGUUUUAAUAUUAGUGAAUGUUCUUUCAUUAAUUUAACUUUGAUAACAUAAACAAUUGCUUAAAUUAAUGCUAAAUAGGAAAAAGUUUAAGAAUUAUAUAUGUCAGGUUGUGACUUAAAUAACUCUGUAUUAACAGCUUUGUAAUAAAUAACAUUCUUAAAUUGUUUGGAUAUAUCAAAUAAUCCUAAACUAAAUUAAUUUUAUAGUUUAAAAAGAGAUAAUAAAUAUAAUUAUUUAAAUUUAGAAUAAUGUGAAAUGAAAUCAUAAGAUAUUAUCUUUGUCUUAAAUUUAGAAUGUUUAAUAAAAUCAAAAUUAUUAAUUUCAACUAGCUAAAAUACAUCCAUUUACAAUAUAUAAAUCAAAUAAAGAUCAAUCUCAUUAACAAAUCUUUAAGUCAAAAAUAUUUAAAUAGAUUCAGAUGUUUCAGAAAUCAAAUUUAUCAACCUAAUUAUUGGUUAGAAAAGAGUAUUUCUCUCAUAAGAAUUCAAUAAAUUAACUAUAUUAUAAUUACAAAAUUGUUAAAUUGAUGACAAAGAUGUUAACAUAUUAAGUUCAAAUUUAAAUUUAAAUUAAUUAUAGUAAUUAAACUUAAGUUAGAAUAAUUUAAGUGAUAGUUCAUUAAUUACAAUAUUAUCUACAUUUAAAUAACUAAUUAAUUUAGGAUUUGAUAAUUCUAAAAUCACUGAAUUAUCAAUAUAAUAUAUAAUUGCUUCUAAUUUAAAAAUUCUAAGUAUUAGAUUUUGUCUAAUGCUAUAAGCAGAUGAUAUAUUGAGUUUACUUACUAAUUUAGGCAAUAAACUUGAAUAAAUAGAUAUAAGUUACAAUUAAAUCAAUAAUGCUUUAAAAAAGUAUCUAGAAAAUGAAAAAUUUAAUCUAAUAAUAAUUUUUGAUUAAAGUAAUAGUGAACAUGAUAAAAAAGAAUAAAAUAUUUAAUCAUUUAAAAAUUGA